AUGUUUGAUAGUCUUGGACUCAUUUGCAUGGUUUGGUGGUGUAUGAUGCUAUUUCAUUCCCUGCAUGCUGCCAUCCAGUGUAUAGAGUAGGCACAAGAAUCACAUAUUACAAAUGUGAAAAUGAAUUGGGACAAAAUGGAACUUUCCUGGGAGAUUUUUUCAAAGUACAAAUGCACCUUCAUGGGCAAGGACAUGGAAGGACAGGAAGAGGUGAAUAGUCCACUGUGCAGGUUUCCACUGGAACUAUACCUGCCUCUGCACAAAGGAGUAGACUUUUCAAUCGAAGUGCCAAACACAAACGUCUCAAAAAAUUGCACCUUUAUCCCUGGAGGCAUGAAUGGGUCGGCCAUUGAAAAUUUCUCCUGUGUGAUUUAUAAUGUUUCCCUCAUGAACUGCACUUGGCAGGCAGGCAGGGAUGCUCCAGAAGACACCCAAUACUUUCUCUACUGGCAGAACUCAAGACACGAUGGUGAUGCAGUGGAGUGUGAGCUUUACAUGAAAGAUGAAACUGGCAGAAACACAGGAUGUAGAUUUCAAAAUGUGAAGAUAGAUACUGAAAUAGCUUACUUCCUGGUGAAUGGAUCUAGCAAAGACUCCCUGAUCCAGUUCUAUGAUGAGUACAUUCAACUGUAUGAAAUUGAAAUACUCACUCCUCCAUUAAAUGUCACAGUCAAUUGUACUAGAGACUCAGCGGGUUGCAUAAUUACAUGGCAACCACCCCUCACAAGUCAUGUGGAAAAAGCUAAGUGUUUCCAGUAUGAAAUUAACAUACAAAAUAAGGAUCAGCCCACAGAAGAGAAAAAGUAUCCUUGUGUAAGGAACAACACAUAUGAAAUGCAAAGUUACAAUGAGAAAAAAAAAUACAUCCUGAAAAUCAGGGCACGUGGAAAAAGCUGUCUCUUAAGCUCAAACUGGGGGGAAUGGAGUGAACCCAUUGAGUUUGGUCAAGAGCAAGAUUACUUUAUUGUGAUUUUAUUUCUGAUAGGCCUUGGAACAAUCUCAGUGACACUGCUUCAAUAUUGUCUUUUCAAAAGGUAUUGCAGUUUCAAAAGCAAUUCUUCCAUUCCACAACCAAGAGACAAAUUCAACAUAUCAACUGCUGAAGGUAUCCAGUAUCUUACACACUUGCACAUUGUCAACAGCACCUAA
Molecule: messenger RNA, 1149 nt
Organism: Chaetura pelagica (chimney swift)
Lineage: Eukaryota; Metazoa; Chordata; Aves; Apodiformes; Apodidae
Product: granulocyte-macrophage colony-stimulating factor receptor subunit alpha-like
Biological process (GO): immunoglobulin mediated immune response; cytokine-mediated signaling pathway
Cellular component (GO): membrane; external side of plasma membrane
Molecular function (GO): protein binding; cytokine receptor activity
Source: RefSeq, a predicted model, not a curated record